CUUGAUAGUACUAAAAGCAGAACUGACUAUGGUCAUUACAACUGAAAGGGUCCACAAGCCUGUCUAUCAAGAAAAUGCUGCGCCUCUUUUGCAGACACUGAAAAGGCAUUCUGAGUCUUGUAUGAUUCGCGGAGAAUCAAAUCUUGUAAAAAAGGGACGUCUGUGGAAGUGCACGACAUGACAGCCGUGUCGUUUUAUUCACCUUGCUUCAGAAACUAUGAGUGCAACACCCAGCAGCAGCAGCGCCACGAACCAAUCCGAGGGACCUCAGUCCAUCACCGAUAUUAUGAACAAUUUCCAGAUUCCUUCCUACGAAAGCGAACGAUUAGCAGGUUUUUUUCGUGAUUACGAUACAAUCAUGAGCCACAUUCAACACGGUUUCAAGCAAACCAUUGACGUUGCUUGCGAUCUGGAAGAAUUACAGCAAUCAGAUAUGAUCACUCCUUUGGAAUCAGACAUGCAGACGUACAUUGAUCUCGAGCACCAACUUCAGGAGCAAAAGACGAUCAUUGACGAGCUUCAACGUGGCGUUUGCGACCAACGAUUAAAGGGGGAUAUCAUGAAAGAAUAUACCAAAAAAUGGGAGAAGAAUAUGCGAAAAUACAGCAACAUGCCGGCCAAGAGGAAAUAUUACAACCACGAACAAUAUAACAGCUUCAAACAGAUCAUUUGGAACGUCAACCACCCCGAUGAACCGAUGCCACCGUUGGGAGAAGAAGACGGCAGAGCCAAGGAUGAUGAUAUCGUGAUUGGCGCUACGAAACUGGCGUUAAAAUGUCCUUUAACAACUACAUGGUUUGAGGAACCUUUGACAAGUAAACUAUGCAAGCACACGUUUUCGAAAGCAGCGAUUAUGGCAUUGCUUAAAAGGUCGCAUGGAUCCGUGGAAUGCCCUAUACCAGGUUGUGGCAAGCUAAUUGAUCAGCGCGUGUUGUAUGAAGAUACAUUGAUGGAACGACGAGUGGCAAGACAACAAGCUUUGGAAGCUUCGUCAUCACACACAGAGUUCUAUGACGUUGAAUAAGUGUGAGACAAGAAAAAGCAAAAAGAAGGAAAAAGGAUGUAGUAACUGUACAGAUAUUUUGAAAUUAAAAAAAGGAAAAAGGAAGGAAAGAAACACAAAAUCAUCCUAUUUCUUUUUUAAAAACCUCUUCUGGCUGAAGAUCGAAGCGGGAAAUCCGAUGUGUGCUCCUUGCUUGUGCAAGACAUGAUGCCUGUAAACAAGUAAAAUGGUUAGACAAUAUGUAAAUAAACCACCCUCAUUUCUCUCUGUUGGCUUAGCAUUUCACAACUUACCCAUAGCUCUGGCUCGUUUAAU
Molecule: messenger RNA, 1318 nt
Organism: Radiomyces spectabilis
Lineage: Eukaryota; Fungi; Mucoromycota; Mucoromycetes; Mucorales; Radiomycetaceae
Product: zinc-finger of the MIZ type in Nse subunit-domain-containing protein
Exons: 7
Coding region: 218-1024 (268 amino acids)
Biological process (GO): double-strand break repair via homologous recombination; protein sumoylation
Cellular component (GO): Smc5-Smc6 complex; nucleus
Molecular function (GO): SUMO ligase activity; zinc ion binding
Source: RefSeq, a predicted model, not a curated record